ACUGACAUGACUAAGAGAAUGCGAACCUGAAUACAGGAUUUCCCAGCUUUGCAACUAGGAUCUUUUACCUGUUGUGGGUGAUACGAACCAAUUAGAAACAAGAGUAAAACCAGCUUUUAUAGAAAGCUAUGUAAUUCUUCUUGUUGACUGUUGACAGUAAAAAAGAAACUGUACGAUCAAACCGGUGUCUCCUCAUAUUUUAUUUAUUUCUUCAGAUCAUACUAUUGUUCUCAGCAAUGUCAGACAGUAAAGCUGUGACAUUAGCAUUCAUUUGCUGCAAACCUGACAAAAUAAAUCCUGAUCUCUCUUCUAUUAUUUUGCAUCAUGGUUGUAUGAGUUCUAAAGAAAGGUGGAGACCUGUUCAGCAAGACUUGGCAAAUUCUACAGGUAGAAUUGUGUAUUCAGUAGAUGCUAGAAAUCAUGGAGAAAGUGAAAAAAGUGAUGUUUUUAAUUUUGAUAUCCUCUCAGAGGAUCUGAAGCAUUUCAUGGAUGUUCAUAAAAUCCCUAAAGCUUGUUUAAUUGGUCACAGUAUGGGAGGAUUGGUUGUGAUGGCUUUAGCACUAACAGCACCAGAUAGAGUUGAGAAGCUAGUAAUUGAAGAUGUCAGCCCUAAAGAACCAGAACCAGAAUUAUAUUAUGUGUUUGGUGCUAUGAUUGAAGAACAGUUAAAAUGUUUUGAACAGUCUACAAAUGCAGAUACUAUUGGAUCUAUGCAGCAAAAAUUGAGAGAAUGCUUAUAUAGAAAUAUACCAAUGAUACCAGAUGAAGAUCAAGAAGUAAUUCAAAAGAUGGAAUUCCAAAUUAAGAAAACAGAAAAAGGUUAUGAACCACAAACAAAUUUGAAGUCCAUUCUAAGAGCUAUCCUUAACCCACCUAUUUGUCAUUUCCCUACAGGAGGGCGAUUCGACAAAGAUGCUUUAUUUGUUUAUGGAUGCAAAUCAAAUUUCACUGUUAUCGAAGAUAAAGAUCUUAUUUUGAAGUACUUUCCAAAAGCAAAAUUCUCUGGUUAUGAAAAUGCUGGCCAUGAAGUAUGUUUACGUGAUCCCAAACGUUUUGUUGAAGAAAUAAGUAAAUUUCUUUGAUUUAUCUUAUAUACACGGUGCUUUUUUUCUUAAAAAAAAAAGAUCUUUCCUUGUCCUAUAUAUGUGGAACUCUAUACAUUCUAACUUUUUUAAAGCUGUUCUGUGAUCUCAGCUACCUUUUCUGCAUUUAAUACUCUGAUUAAGUGGAAAAAAAGAAUUUAUAUGAUAUAAGCCAUUUACAUGUUCUUGUUAUAUUAUCCAAGCCAUGAAACAUUGUUAUUAAGUGUGAAGCUCUCUGUAACAUUUUUGAAAUCAAGGUUUUUCUUAAAGAUGUAACAUAUUUAAUAAUUUUUUUUGUUUAGAAUUUACAUUAUUUUAGAGCAUUUCUAAUAUGUAUACUGUCUACAAAGUGUUUACAAACUUGGAAUAAUUAUUAUUUGAAGAAUUGUAUUCAAUAUUGUAUAUUGAAUUCUUUUUAAAUUUAAAAUAUUGACAAUUAUUCAAGUUAAUUUGCAAAAUAUCAAUUUAUUAUGCAUUUUGACUGAGUAUUUCAAUGACGAUUUCUAUAUUUGCAAGAUAUUAUACAUGUGUAAUCAUGAGAACAUGAACUUCAAAUACUAAAUAAUUGCCAUAAAAUUGUCAAAUAAUAAGUAAUUGUCAUCUUUUUGUCCAUAAUCUCAUUUUAGUAAGAUAAAUGAUUGGGCAUAUACAUUAUGAAGAAAAUUCAAAUGUUAUGCAAAGCUAAUUGUCUUACUUUAAUAUUUUUUGAUGUAUUUUUCUUAUUGUAAUUGUCAGCUUCCAAUGAUACAUAUCGAAAUGAAAUGCUAAAUAUGUGCUUGUAGCAUGCAAAGCUGUAUAAAUUAGUAAAUAUAUAACCAUGAGAAAAGAAUUGCAUGCUUUUAUUUUUAUAUGCCCUUUUUUUAACUAUACAGAUUGAAUUGAAAUUGAAAAUCUUGUGUAUUUUUAUGAUAAAAAAAUCAACCAUUUUUGUAAAAAUCAAUUUGUUUGAUAAAUUGAUCUACUGUUAUUUGUAUAAUAUGUAAGCAUUUAGAUUUAUUAAAUAUUCUCAUUUUCUAUUAAAAUAAGUUUGGGAAACAUUUUACAAACAAGGUUACAACGAAAUUUGGCAUAAUUGUUUGCAGAAGACAUUCCUGGAUAUAUAUAUUUAAUCUUUAAUGUCCUGAAUUAAUUAUAAAAUAAUCAAAAUUAUCUAUGUACUUUGGGUUUAACAAGAAAUGUUAUGAUUUUUAAUUGAUCCUUGAUUUGUAGGUUAUUUUAUCUAUUAAAUUGCAAGAGGAAUCAAAGAAGGUUCCAAUACAUUUUAGGAGUUAGUCAGAUAUAAUAAAACUUAUAUAGGGAAAUAAGCAAUGAAUUCAAAAUAAAAUACUUUCAGGAUUCUGAUAUUAGUAUAUUUGGCAGUAGUACCUCUCUAACGCAUGGUAUGCAGAAAGACAGGCGGUUGUCACACCUCCUAAUUCUACAAAUAAUCUCUCCUUAUUGUUAAAUGUAAAACAUCUACUUCUUUCAUCUCUCCUUUGAUCCAUUUUUGGAUGACAUUAAUGCCCUCUUAAGCUUGUGCAAAGCACGGAAUGUUUCCGAAUCUGAAAAUGAACAGUAAUAAACAUUGUAUGCAUACACUAUUUGUUGAUAUUUCUGAAGAUACUCAAAGUUAUACCUUCUAUUGCAAUAUAAACCCUCUGAAUGACUGAUUGACUAAGGCAAACAUUUAAAUCUACUGUAGACACUUGAAUAACUUCUUCCUAUAGAUUUUCAUUUGGGAGUAUGAGGGUCUCGUAGACUGGAAUUGAUUAAUUCAAAUAGGAAGAAAUUAAUGGAUUUUUAUCAGAAUUGUGCUUGCAUUUCUCCCUUUGCAACUUAUCACAUUGGAAACAUGUAGUUCCGAUAUUUCUAAACAAAGCAAAGAUGUGUGCUCAUACUAAAAAAUGCUUGCAUAUUACAAGACAUGCAAGAAAGUUGCAUAAUAAAUUCAAUGUUGUAUACUCCAAAAUGUCUGGUACUCAUUUGCAAUAACGAUUCACUACUUUUGGCAAUUUUCAGUAUUUUUUUAUAGUCUUCAUCAGGUACUGCCGUUAUCUCUUAAUUUUACUGUCUUUAAUUGGAAUAAUAAUGAUUUGUUUUGAUCAGUAUGCUUUAGAUUAAACAAUAUUUAACAGUCAAGCAUGGCAUUCCUAUCUAUGUAUUCCCAAGUAAAAGUGAUUUGCCAUGAUAUCAAUUAAUCGACUCAUUAAGUUAGUUGGUAAUACUUUCAAAUCAUUCUGUACAUAUAUAUGUUUGAUUAAAAAUUGUUUUUAAAAAAAUGACAGUUAAAAACAUUUAUAAUAGAAGUAACAAAGUUUUGCUGUUCAAAUUAAAUUCAGGACAGGGCUAUUUUCAAUAAAUUGCUUUAACCCUUUCUAGGGCUGUGGGAAGUAUGCUUCCCACCAAAUUUAUCAAUCUUUGUAUGAAUUUAUGUAGGUUGGCAUAAGUUCUGACAAAUUUUUUUACAAAGACAGAAACUUAGAUGCUUUAGUUCUUGAUUUGAUACUUAAUUAUUAAUGAACCAAAUUAAUUAAUGAAUCAAAUUAAAUUUAUCUAAUAAGCUAAAUGAAUCCCUUUUCUUAUUCUAAUUUUAAGCCUAAAAAUAUUUUAACAUAAUAUGACUAGAAAAAAAUGGCCCUUUAAAGGGUUAAACGAUAUUUGUUUCAUAGUAUAAAUUUACAUUUAAAUAAUAUUUCUAGAAGAAAAAAACAAAUCUUUACAUUUUGUCUACUAUCUAUGAAUUUUAACAGCCUAUAUGAAUUUAUGGUUGAUGUAUAACAAGUUAUUCAAGGUGCUUAUGUAUAUAGAUGCAAUUUAAAUGUAUCUCCUCAUAGCGAAGCAAUAAAUAUCUAUUCAUGCCAUCGUAUGAUAAUAUAGUAAAUAUGCUCAAUAUGAUAAUGGAAUCUUAUUUGGAAGGAGAUUUUUGCUAAUAGUAAACUCACAAUUAAUUAGAUUCUUAUUUUUACCAAUGUCUAAAGAAAUACAGUAAAAUAUUAGAAAUAGAAAAUUGUUACUGUUUGGACCAACCUCAUUUAGAAUGGAACUGAUCUUGUGAUAGUACAGUCACAGUAUAAUUGUCUCUGUACCAUGUCAUUGCCUUGUAUUGUGCUACGAUGGCUCAUCGUUUUCUUUCUUGCAAGAAGGCCAAUAGAUACCAUAAUGAUGCGGUGCAUUUGAUAAGAAUCCCUUUUGAGCUAACUGGUACCAUUAUAAAUCUUGUAUCAAACCUGCAACAUUACAUUAAUAUACUAUGUUAGUCUAGUAUUUACUUAUUAUUUUGCUCAAAAAAAUGAAUUAUAUCUGCAUAUUGAUAAUUUGAAAUUACUGUUCUAAAAUAGGCCCACAAAAGUAGAAAUUAGAGAAAUUUUCAAUGGUGAAAUUUCUGUUGAAAAUGAGAAAAAAAAAUUAUAAUUAUUUGUUAUCAGGUAAAUAAAUGUUUUUUUGAUCAGUAGAUUUGAAUUUUUGGCACUUUAUUGCAUUUUUUUAGUGAUAAAAUAUUUUAUUCCAGAUAUGAAAUAUUAUUCAGAAUUUACAUCAUAAUAAAGUGCCAGAAAAUUUUUUUUAUGUGUAUGCAAAGAUUUAAUUCUAAACAAGAGAUUUCAAAUGGAUUUUUU
Messenger RNA from Argiope bruennichi, 4675 nucleotides. Its product is annotated as protein ABHD11-like. The record is from RefSeq and is a predicted model, not a curated record. Bases 237 to 1082 code for a protein of 281 amino acids. The transcript is spliced from 6 exons. NCBI's taxonomy places the organism in Eukaryota, Metazoa, Arthropoda, Arachnida, Araneae, Araneidae.